AUUGUAGACGUUAGCUCGGAGAGUUUUUGGAAUAUUGUCAGGAGAGAGGGUGAGAGAGAGUGAGGGAUGCCGCCAAAGGGACGAUCGCAUGGCAAGGGCCAUCUGAAGGGCGUGGAGUCCCCGGAUAUGCUCUCGGCCGAUGGCAGUGCAUUCGAUUUGGGCAAACCACCAGCACAUCCGCUUGAUGAUCCGAGUGUGCUUACCAUUGGCAUCAUGGCAGAUACCGAGGUAACGCUGGGAUUUCUGCUCGCUGGCAUUGGCUUUCAUCGGGAUAAUCACUACAAUUACCUAAUGACGGAUGAUGACAUGCCCCUGGAGGAGAUCGAGACGUUCUUCGAGCAACUGUACCGAAUGCACAACCUUGGCAUCAUCAUACUCGACUUUCCCACACACAAACGCCUCAAGUCGGUGCUGGACAAGUGCAAGAAUAUGCUGCCCGUGAUUGUGGUGGUGCCCAGCAAGGCCACUCUGGGGCCCUAUCAGGAGUGGAAGGGCCGCAAGCAUAUCCGCGAACAGGAUCUCUAAGUCUUUCUCUUUGACUUUUCUUCACAACAAAUGGAAUAAAGUAUAGAAAUUUGAUGGCAA
Drosophila subobscura is the source of this 585-nucleotide messenger RNA. RefSeq lists its product as uncharacterized. Lineage: Eukaryota; Metazoa; Arthropoda; Insecta; Diptera; Drosophilidae. Gene Ontology annotation, molecular function: proton-transporting ATPase activity, rotational mechanism. Gene Ontology annotation, cellular component: membrane. Gene Ontology annotation, biological process: monoatomic ion transmembrane transport. The transcript is spliced from 3 exons. Bases 67 to 525 code for a protein of 152 amino acids. The record is from RefSeq and is a predicted model, not a curated record.